This is a messenger RNA of Dimorphilus gyrociliatus, 3629 nucleotides long. NCBI's taxonomy places the organism in Eukaryota, Metazoa, Annelida, Polychaeta, Dinophilidae. The record is from the annotation of a GenBank genome assembly.
ACCGGAAAUGGAAAACGCUUAAAAGUUUGUUGAUAGCGAAUCGUACUGAUUGAGACGAAAGAGCGAAUUAAGACAAGUUUUUGACGAAAAUCGCCACUAGACAAAGUAAAAAGUGAUACUCUUCUUCUGUGCGCGGUGUUUAUUGAUUUUUUUUGCUGGGGCCGCUUUUCUGUAUUUAAGCAUCAUUAAAGGAAAUACUUGACUUCCGCCAUCUACAUUCUUCCUCAGAUCUCAACGAGUAAAAAAAUUAAGAAAAAGCUAACUCCGCUAAACUAAUAAAAAAAGAAACAUGUCUUCUGUUGAAGUCGAUAGUAUUCAGAAACUAGAAACGGACGGCUGGAAAUCCAAGCUGCAACUACCUCCAAAAGAUAACAGAGUCAAAACAGCCGACGUAACGAAUACGAAAGGCAACGAAUUUGAAGACUUUUGCCUGAAACGUGAACUACUUAUGGGUAUCUUUGAAAAAGGCUGGGAACAGCCCUCUCCUAUACAGGAAGCUAGCAUUCCAAUUGCUCUAUCUGGAAGAGAUGUUCUGGCUAGAGCAAAGAAUGGUACUGGUAAAACCGGUGCCUACGCUAUACCGUUGUUAGAACGGUGUAAUUCAGCCGUACCAGAUUUACAGGCUAUCGUUAUUGUGCCUACAAGAGAAUUGGCACUUCAAACUUCCCAAAUUUGUAAGGAGUUGAGCAAGCAUAUUGGUCUCAAAAUUAUGGUUACUACGGGUGGAACGAAUUUACGGGAUGACAUUAUGCGCCUAUACAAUACAGUUCAUGUGAUUAUUGGAACUCCUGGCCGAAUGUUGGACUUGAUGAACAAGAAUGUUAUAAAGUGCAGUAAAUGUACUAUGUUGGUUUUGGACGAGGCCGACAAAUUGCUAUCUCAAGACUUUAAGGGCAUGUUGGAUAGCAUUAUUGACCACUUACCAAAUGAACGCCAGAUUCUACUCUUCUCAGCUACGUUCCCACUGACCGUCGAGUCGUUCAUGCGCAAGCACCUCCACAAUCCGUAUGAGAUUAACUUGAUGGAUGAACUGACAUUAAAAGGCGUUACCCAAUAUUACGCUUUUGUGCAAGAAAGGCAAAAAGUUCACUGCCUAAACACGCUCUUCUCUAAACUGCAAAUCAACCAGUCAAUCAUAUUUUGCAAUUCGACGCAAAGGGUCGAACUACUUGCGAAAAAAAUUACGGAAUUGGGUUAUUCCUGCUUUUUCAUUCAUGCCAAGAUGAACCAGCAGCACCGUAACCGCGUCUUUCAUGACUUUCGGCAAGGUUUGUGCCGAAACCUGGUCUGCUCUGAUCUAUUUACGCGCGGUAUAGAUAUUCAAGCCGUUAACGUCGUGAUCAAUUUCGAUUUUCCGAAGCACGCUGAAACUUAUUUACAUAGAAUCGGUCGUUCCGGUCGCUACGGACACUUGGGUGUAGCCAUUAACCUGAUAACGUACGAUGAUCGCUUUUCUCUACACACAAUUGAAAGGCAAUUAAAGACCGAAAUUAAACCCGUACCAAAAGUUAUUGACAAGAAACUCUAUGUCGCCGAGUAUCAGAAUGAGGAGGAGGAAGUGAAGAAGGGUCAAACAGAAUAAGUGUCAAGCCCACCAGCUGUAUUACUACUAGCGAAUCAACAUUAUUUACUUAUACACACUUAAAUACGAUUAAAAGGUAUUUUAAAGCGCGAAUCUUUAACAUUAUUUAAAAAAAAAUGAAGCUCUUCCCUCUUAGAAAACUAGAGGAAACUAAGACGUUAUUCGCUAAACACUGCCAAUUGUGUUUUGUUGAAUGUGUUAACGUGAAUAGUAAAAAGGAUAUUUUAUUUUUUUUAGAUAAUUACCUCCAAAGAUGGAAAAAUAGUGAUUAUUUAGUCAUCUUUGAAAGUUUCGUUAGGGAAUAUAAGCUGGUGUUUGCAAUGCUUAUUUCAUAAUUUGUAUAAUGUUGUAAUAUAGUAAUUUUUUGAAGCUGUUAAAAAACAAAAAGUGGGCGAAUAACGGUUUAUAAAAAAUUUUUGUUUGUUGUUUAAAAUUCGCCAUGUGUUAUAUGUUUUUUUGCCAAUUGGUGGCGCUCAAAUACUGCUUAUAUAACAGAGCCACGCACUAGUUUUUUUUUCAAGAAAUGCAUUUUUCAUUUUCAUGUGCAGUGCGCUAUCCCACUCUCGUUUAUAUAGUAUAUUUUGAAUGUGUGACGUUAUCCUAUAUCUACUCUAAUGAACUAGCAAAGGAUAGUAUUGAACAUGUGUGAGCCCAAAAUAAGAUGUCAAAUUAACGAGGAUUGCCGUAAAGAAACGUUUUGUUAAGCACACUCAAAUUGUAUGUAAUUAGUUACAUCAGUAUUUUUCUGUUCUACAUUCGCAAUCCUCUCUUUUCCAUGUUUACGAUAUAUUCGGAAUAUGUUGCUAAACUUGAUUUUUUUUUUUAGGCUAAGUGCAUAUUUUUACGAGUGUGCUAAGUGCAGACGAUGCAAAUUCCGUCCUGAAAUUUGUAUUAAUGUGUGUGUAUAAAAAAAAGAGGAGGUGUUUUAUUCAGGACCGUGUUUUAUUAAUUCAAUUUGCUCUUCUAUUGAAAAACUAAUUGAAUUUUUAAAACUAAAAUUUCAAGCGAGGUCUUUUUAUCUGGUUAAGUUUAUAUAAUCUUUUGAGAGAUUAUGAAUCUUGUUUUUCUUUAUAAAAAUUUAACAUCUGAGAGAAAUUUAUUUAAAAACUAUGAGAUAAAAAAUAUUGAAAAAAAAAACAAAAAAAAGCACACUCAAAAACGAAAUCCUCACCAUCUCGCCAUAACUUAUUUCUUCUAAUUAUUUUCUUUUUUUUUUUUUGAAUGAAUAGAUAGCUUUUCAAAAAAUAUGUUUGAAUAGACAAAUAUAUCAACAUCAAUGUCCGUAACAGUAAAAAAAGGAAAAGUUUUGUAUAAUUAUUUAAAAUAAGAAACAUCAUUGCCGAGAUCUCGCUUCUAUAUAAUUUUUGUAAUAAUUGUUAAACAGUGCUUCUACGGACCUUCCAGGAGUGUGCUAUGAUAUAAAUUUUUUAUGUAAGUUUUUUUUUCUUUUCGAGAAAGAAGUUGAAAAACUUCUUUCAAAGAAAUCUUAUGUAACAACUGCAAUUUGGAAAUGUUUUCUUUUUAUAUAUAUAAAGCUAAAUUCCAACAUCUGAGAUUGAAAAUCUUCGUAUAUGAUUAUAUAUCCGACUAUCUACAUAUAUAUUUAUAUACUUUUUUUUUAUAAAAAACAAAAAGGAACCAAAAUUAAUAAGUUUAUUAAAAAGAAUGUAGGGUUAAGAUUUAUUCAUUUUUUUUUCCGCAAAAUUCAAUAAACGUUUCCAAAUUGCUUCUAUGUAAAAACAAUUUAUACAAGUGAAAACUUUAAAAGAAAAACAAUUUUGAACGUUAAAAAACAAACAAAUCAUAAAUUUAAAAUGAAAGUGAAGCUUCUUUAAAACUUCGUCAUCGUUCAAAACUUUUUUUUUUGAAAGGAUUAAGUCAAGUCAAAAAAAAGUGAAAUUUGUGCGUUUAACUAUGAAUGCAAAACAGUUUUAUGUAUAACUUCAAUAGAUAUUGUUCUUCGUUUUUAACUUUAUACUUGCCCUACAACGAAAAGUAUCAAAAUUUAUGAAUUUUUGAAUAAACAAACUAAAAAUUCUGGUGUUUG